Messenger RNA from Anguilla rostrata (American eel), 3636 nucleotides. RefSeq names its product APC membrane recruitment protein 2 (gene amer2). Gene Ontology annotation, cellular component: plasma membrane. Gene Ontology annotation, biological process: regulation of canonical Wnt signaling pathway. Bases 225 to 2309 code for a protein of 694 amino acids. The transcript has a single exon. NCBI's taxonomy places the organism in Eukaryota, Metazoa, Chordata, Actinopteri, Anguilliformes, Anguillidae. The record is from RefSeq and is a predicted model, not a curated record. Gene Ontology annotation, molecular function: beta-catenin binding; phosphatidylinositol-4,5-bisphosphate binding.
GAGAAAGAAGAAGAGGGCGGGAGGGGGAGAGAGAGAGAGAGAGAGGAGGGUCUGGAGACAGAGAGGGAGAAAAUACAAUGUGCUAGGAAAAGGAAGCCAGUGAAAGAGAGCGAUUCAGUGAGCCAUUGAGAGAAAGAGGCAGGGAGGAAAGGACAGAGCGGCAUAGCUGUGGAGAGAGGGAUUGAGGGAGCAAGACAGCGAAAGAGAGAGUGGCAGCAGCAGAGAUGGACCUACAGUCGGAGAGCAGCAGUCUCCCGCCGUGCGACCCCCAGCCGUCCGGCAAGAUCAACAAGGCGGCCUUCAAGCUGUUUGGGAAGCGUAAGUCCGGAAGGACGGUGCCCAGCAUCUUCUCCAUCGGGAGCAAAGGGGAGGCGGUCAAGGGGCCAGCCAAGCUGCCGCUCGUCAGGAGCAAGACCCACGAUGGGCUGGCAGACACCAGCGUGCUGGAGGGGGGCAGGAAGGAGGUGUCGGCCAGCGGCGAACAGCUGAAUGCAGCCGGCGAGCCUGCAGUGACCGUCCCCCACUCCUCUGUCUCAAAGUCACUCAGCUUCUUCUCCCUGCUGCGGAGGGGCGGCAGGGGGAUGGCAGGGGCAGAGGCUCGGCCCCCCAGGCAGAGGAAGGGGCUGCGGGGGCUCUUCAGCAGCAUGCGCUGGAACCGCCGCGACAAGAGCACCAGGGGGGCGGAGCUGGGCGCUGUGCUGCUAGCCUCCCGUACCAACAGCGUAGAGAUCGUGAAGGAGGACGUCGCCCUCAGCCUGGAGCCCCAGCCCCACGUUCUGGACACCGUCGCCCUGGAGACGGGCGAGGGGUCGGCUAAGCCUACUGACCAACCUGGCGAUGCGGGUGACACUGGGAGCGGUGCCUCCACCUCGGGCGAUCAGAGAUUCCAGGAGUCUCAGGAGGCAGCAGCUGGAACUUGCCAUGGGCAGGAGCAGAGCCCCGCCUCCCAUAGCCCUGCCCCUGGGCUGUCACCGCUCUCUCAGGAGUCCUCAACGCUGUCGCCCCUGAAGGCCACCAGCGCAGCAUCCCGGCCAAAGCACAGCGGCAGCCAUGAGGUGCGGUUGCUCCCCCACACCCCCACCAUGACCGUCACCCCGCCUGAACCGUCGGUCUCAGAGCCCUCCAUGGACCGCCUCUGCUCCAUGUUCACCGACGUCACCUCCCUCAAGAGCUUUGACUCGCUGACAGGCUGCGGUGACAUCAUCGCUGACACAGAGGAGGAGGGGGCCAGCGCCAGCGGCAGCAGCAGCGGGACAGGGAGCAGCAGUGGUGGGACAGGGGGCGGGACGCGGGGAGCGGGGGUUGUGGCUCUGUCCACGGAGAGACCCUCCCCUAUCCGUGCUCCUGCCCCUCCGCCUCCUGCCGCUGCUACCCCAGCUGCUCCUCUCAUCCAAGCGGCUGCGCUGCCUUCCGUGGCCCUGCCCCCCGCCACGGCGGUUCUGAAGGUGCGGGCGGCCGCAGGGAAGCCGCAGGGAAGCGGGGUUGUGGCAUACAUGGGUGGCGGUGAGGAGAUGGCCAGCCCGGAUGAGGUAGACGACGCUGACAUGCAGGGCCUGUGGCACAUGCUGCCCCGGAAGGGGGAGGACUCUCCUGCCUUGCCCCGAGCAGACCUCGCCCACCACGCCCCCUCACGGGCUCAGAAACGGCUCCCUCCGGUGAAGACGCUGGGACUCAGCAAGAUUCCCGUGGGUGGGAGUGGCAGCAGGGCAGGGAAGCACCUGCGAGAGGCUCCGCUCGAGAACGGGCGGGGCAAGGACCUGCAGGAUGCCCCCGCCAACAGCGACGAGGGUUACUGGGACUCGACCACGCCCGGGCCAGAGGAGGAGGAGAGUGCCCGGUUCCUGUCACAGGACGGGCUCCCUCGGGACAGCUGCAGUGGUGACGCCCUCUACGACUUGUUUGUGGACCCGCCCGAAGGGGGUGUGGCCUCCGAUGAGGAGAUGACCCCGCCUGCCUCCUCCUCAUCCUCCUCCUCUACUUUGGGCAAGUCGAAGCUCACCCCACCAUCCCAGGCCACUUCCUUCCGCUCGUUGAAGGGCAGCACCAGCCUUCCCCGGGACUCCCGGAUCCCCAUCAGUGUCAAGCAGACACCCCCCUCCCACUCUGCCAGCCAGGGGUCACUGGCGCCUGUAGCCGCCACUGCUAUGACGCCCACCUCGCCUACAACGCCUGUCUCCCACGCAUCCGCAGGCAAGGCUGACGCCCCCACCCGCACCAAAAUCCCCAUCUCCAAGGUGCCUGUCCGCCGGGCUGGCAACAAGCCCGUCAACACACGUCAUGCCCCCAGUCAGGCUCCACACAAGAAAUAGAACUUUCUGGACUCACCUGACCCAACCAUCUAUAGUUCAAAACUACAAGACUGUUGUCCAAAACCUGCUUUUUUGAUUACCACUGCAGUGGAAUGCAUCUUCACCAUCUUCACUAGAUGAACAUACACAGGAAGACUGCUUAUGACCGUCUCUCUUUUCUGUUUCUCUUCAUCUGUACAUCAAGAAAAGUUCCAAAAACAUCAGUCAAACGUAACCAAUAAGUAACACUGAGCGAAAAAAACAAACAGUUUCAUCCUCAUUCUCACCUGUAUUAGACUCGCCAGGACAAGAAUCACCAUGACGGAAUGCAAUAAGACAAAACAAAUCUUGAGGCCAAGAGCAGAGACCUCGACACAAUAUUUGACGUGGCGUUUAACGGACGCAUAGAACAUGGCAUUGAUGAGUUACUGAAGCAGGAAGACAGGCCUCCACUCUCACUUUGCACUCCUCAGCUGGUACCAUUCAGGAUCACAUGAAAGCAAACAUGGGAGGGAUAGGGGUGCAUGCUGAAGAGUUUGUUCUUUUGGGAUUUACAAUGCUGGGGGGAGGGGGUGCUGGACUGGUACAGAGUUGGCCACAAACAGCAGGAUUUAAUGGUAUCCUGGAACCCCAGCCCACCCUAGUCCCAACAGCCUCAGCCACUAUUCAAAGCUCAAUAAUCAGGGAACGCUCGUAUAUUUCACACUCAACUCUUACGGCUCUCUAGGUGACUUCAUUCCAAUGUAAAAACAGCUUUUUCUAAGAGAAAUAUCUACUUUUUAAUCACCUUUAUUACUACUUCUUUUUGUAGAAUAUGCACAAAUCCCCACAUUCACUCACUUGCUAUGGACAUACCUUUUUUGGGACACCCCCUGCACCCCAUCCCAGGAGGGGGUCAGGAUUGGAUUUACCCCAAAAAUACUGGUACUUUCAUUCUAUUCCUGACCGUAUAUUUUGUCAGCAUCUUUGAAUGUCUAUAGCAGGGAGCAUGCCUCACACUGUAGGCCUGACUGCCGGUCUGUUUAUUUGUGGGUUUGUAAAAGAUAACAGGGGGUCGUUAGGUCAGCAUUGAUCACACAGUUGGUGGGUGGGGUGGUGGGUGGGGUUCAAGGGAAUCAGCUCCUGUUCUGUUUUGCUUCUGUUCCUCCAUCCUUUCACAAUGGUCCAUUCACUUAUGGUGAAACUCACAGUCUUUGUGAGGAAUCUGUUUGGGUUGUUGUCAGUUAUUAGGUACCUUUGAGUUUGUACAUGCUCAGAAGAAGCCAGGGGGUAAAUUUUAUCUCUGUUGCUUGUGUAAACUAAAUGUUGUUUUGUUUCCUAUUUAAUUAAUAAAAUGACAUGCACUGCA